AUGUUGCACACACCAUACGGAAUAUUCGUGGUGGCCAAGUGUGGCCGAACGAGGCAGAGACUUCGUGGUGGCCGAGUGUGGCCGAGCGAGGCAGAGACUUCGUGGUGGCCGAGUGUGGCCGAAUACUCGGCGUGGUCGAGCACCUACAACUACGACUUGGCUCCUAUCCAAUCAGAAGAAAGCUCGUUUCCCGACUACUACCACUACGGCUGGCUUAAUUGA
This is a messenger RNA of Microthlaspi erraticum, 222 nucleotides long. The record is from the annotation of a GenBank genome assembly. NCBI's taxonomy places the organism in Eukaryota, Viridiplantae, Streptophyta, Magnoliopsida, Brassicales, Brassicaceae.